Messenger RNA from Dentiscutata erythropus, 652 nucleotides. The record is from the annotation of a GenBank genome assembly. NCBI's taxonomy places the organism in Eukaryota, Fungi, Glomeromycota, Glomeromycetes, Diversisporales, Gigasporaceae.
AUGAAUAAAUUAUCUUUAUCAACUGAUAGUGCUGUAAAGUCCAAAAUAGCUUGGCAUCUGUUAUUUUCGAAUCUUAGGUGUAUACAAGUACCACUAACCGAAGUAUCUUUGGUAAUAGACCUAUAUAUAUUUGACACAGUAUCAUCUGGAGGUGGUAGUUUUAGUGAAGGUUAUACAGUUUUGUCUCAAGACUGUACAAAUAAUGGUCGGUUGUGUGAAGGAGAUAUAAAAAGUAUUACACUUAUUGAUGAAAAUGCAAAGUGUUUAUCUAAUUUGACACUGGCAUAUAUAAAAUACCUUAAAUAUUCUGCUCGGAAUGGCUGCCGCAAGGGCAAAUGUAAUUGGAAGGGCUGUAUCGCAGUUUUUAAGGACAAACCACUUAAUCUAUGUGAUAUCGAAUGCUGUGGAAAUCAUGAUCCUGAACAUGUUAGAACAAAGCCAUAUCGAAUGGCAAAAGUAAUCAAAAAAGAAAUCGCAAGUAGAUCUACAAACACAACGCCAUCAAUAUUGGCAACAGACAAUAAUGAUGUCCAGAAUGCUGCUGCUAAACUGGACGAUGAUGAUGUCCAGCAUGCUGCUGCUGAACUAGACGAUGAUGAUUUAUUUCGGAAGCGGGGCCUUUUAAAAUGUCAUACAGUAUAUUCUCAAAAUA